AGAGAGAGAGAGAGAGAGAUGUACAGAUCUCUAUACGACGUGUUUACACACACUUUACUUGAAGUCUGAAAGGAGACGUAACAGUUUGGGGUUCCCGGGUUUCUUUCAAUAACUACCGCUACAAAGAGAUCUAUUAAACAAGCGGCCGGGUGGGCACGUUCUGUCGUAAACACACAUCGAUCGGGGUGCAUUGCAGCGUCGAAUAAAACUAGACCAUCGACCUGCGCCUGGGCAGAGAACAUUGAUCACAUUUUCAAUCGGCGCCAGCUCUCAGUAGAGGGGAAAAUCGAAAUCGGUCUGCAUAUAGCGAGGGUGCGUCACGUGACCAGCAGCCAGCGUAUACACGGAGGAGCCACCCAGUUCUGCCUGGCCUUUGUUUGAAGCAAGAUUGGAUACAAGCGGGUUACACACACAGAUUCAUUCUCGUUCUGGUAAACCAAGUGCUAAACUCGGAGCCGAACUGGCUCACAAAGAGUUUGUCGGAGCCAAAAUGGCAGACGAGAAAUCGCCGUGAGACGACAUGGCUGACGCGGAGUCCCUGGAGCAGGUGGCCGAGGAUCUCUGCUGGUGUUUCGUCUGUGAGGGUCGGCUACGAGACCCGAGGAUCCUACCCUGUCUCCACUCGUUCUGCAAGUCCUGCUUAGACGCGCUCAUUGAGCAGCAGAUCUCAAGUCAUGGGCUUAAGAGCUUCCCUUGUCCCAAGUGUAACCAACUCGCGGCCUUGCCGCCAGGUCUACAGAAAGGUUGCUAUGGUGACGUCUUUCCAACAGAUUCGUUCACCGGCAAGUUAUUGGACGUGAUAGCAGCUUACGGGAAGAACAAGACGUGUGAUUUGUGUAAGACAGGGGAGGUAAGUGCGGAAGCCGUCAACUGGUGUAUGGACUGUUACGAGGCUAUCUGCGAAGCGUGCACGAAAGUUCACCUGCACGGAACGCCGACCGCGGAUCACGUGGUCACGGGACUAGACGAGAUGAGGUCGCUGUCGUUGGAGAACGUCAUGAAGCGAAAACGCGAGGUCCCUUGCAACAAACACAAAGGGGAGAUAAUCAAAAUGUACUGCGUUGAUUGCAGGGAGCCGCUGUGCGUUCAGUGCUCUGCGAUAUCUCACAGGAAGUGUAGCAAAUGCGUCACAGUCGUGGAUGCCAUGACGACCAGAGAGGCAGAUAUCGCAGAGUUGAUGACGCAGAUUCAGACUAUGAACAUGACGUCAAAAAACGGCGUCCCGUUUAAAGGUGACGACGCUCUAGAAGUGUUGGACGAGACCAUAAUGAGAUCGGAGGAGAGAAUAAAAAGUCUGGCGGAGGAUUUACGGAAGAAGAUUGACGACAGCGAGAAACUCUUGCUGGAGAAACUUAACACUGUGUCGUCGGAACUGAGAAACCAGCUGAACAGAAAUCGGAAAUCAAUUCCCAAAUUAGACCGAAACGAAAUCCUCGCUGCCGCUGGUAAACGAAUGGAAGGACUGUUGUCCUACGGCAGUGACGUGGAAAUCCUUCACGUCCUUGACACAGUGAAGGGCACGGAGAGUCCUACUGACCUGGAUGACGUCACAGGUCAGGAGGAGGACGUGAUGUUUCGGAUUAACUUCGCCGUCGACAGUUCCGUGAAAGUGUUUGUGCGCGACUUCUCCACUCUGGGCGACGUCCAGGUCGAAGACUGCAACUCUGACGAGGGUCUCUCAUCCUGGGGCGUCUGCUGCACGGCCAAAGGGGAGAUAAUCGUGGUGGACAGCCGCAACAAGAAGGUUCAGAAGUUCAGCAGUAACGGCGACCUCAUAGACCAGACGCAGAUCAGCGAGGAACCACGUGACCUGACGAGCUGUGGGGCGGAGGAUGUUGCCAUAACGAUCAACAAGAAGCUCAUCUUCUUCGUCUCUAUGUCGGGCCAGAUGGCCUUGAAGAAGAAGGUCAGGACUCAGAAGCAGUACGACAGUAUCUCCAUGUCGCCUAGCGACAACUCCAUGCUGGUGAGCUGUAUGUCGGACAAGUCCAUCGACGUCAUAUCAGUGGAAGGGGAGGUAAUCAAAUCCUUCAACGUCGACGCUCAGGGCGCCGCCAUCUUUGAUGAGCCGCGCUACGUCUACUUCUCGCGCGAAGGAAACUACGUCGUCACCGACGUGUCCCGGAAUUCGGUUAAAUGCAUCUCGCCCGACGGGUCGUUGGUGUACAGCUACCACCCAGACGGCGCCCACGUGUUGAGGAAACCGCAGAGUCUGUGCGGCGACAACAUCGGCAACGUGUUCAUCGCCGACUACGCCAACAGCAGGAUUCAGCUGAUCACCAACGAGGGGAACUUCCAGAGGUUCGUGCUCUCGCGGGACAGCGGGCUAUCUCGCCCCGUCGCCAUCACCAUGACGUCAUCAAACAAACUGAUCGUCGUCCAGAGCGACGGGAUGGUCAAGGUGUUCAGCUACGAAUGACCCGGGGUCAUGAAGGUGCGCUUCAAGGUCACCUGCUGGUGUCCUAGGUGCAUCAAGAAAAUGGAGGACCAGAGUGCGCAACAGGAAACGGAAGAAAUGAAGUAAAAAUGACAUACCUUACAAUGAUGACUCACCACACUGUGUACAGCUUGUGGCAAUAAGCGUCUUCAGAGUUACAGAAAUAACUCAAACCUCUGAGAGGUGAACACGUGUAAAUCACUAGAAUAAAAGUAUUAAUGUUAGGAAGACUUUAAAGGAAAAAGGAAGAAUUUAAACAAACAUUAAACAUAUUACAAUGAUGACGCGUCGCACAGUGCAGCGUUUGUAACAAGUGUCUUAAAAUUACAGAACUGACGAAUCGUGACAUGAUAGUGCUUCUAAAAUGUGUAAAUGUGUAAAUGAUUUGACAACAGUGAACUGGUUAACGUUCAGAGUGGAUCAACCAUGUAAGACUGAACUGAUAAACACACACGAUUAAAUUAUCACCUACCACGUCUUGGAUAAACACACAUGCACACACACGAUUAAAUUAUCACCUACCACGUCUUGGAUAAACACACAUGCACACACACGAUUAAAUUAUCACCUACCACGUCUUGGAUAAACACACAUGCACACACACGAUUAAAUUAUCACCUACCACGUCUUGGAUAAACACACAUGCACACACACGAUUAAAUUAUCACCUACCACGUCUUGGAUAAACACACCAUUACUAACCUAGAAGCAAUGAAUGAAUGAAUGAAUGAAUGUGUAAGUGCGUGAAUGAAUGAAUGAAUGAAUGAAUGAAUGAAUGAGUCCAGGCCAGUUACGUCUGUUCGCGGACAUUAUUGUAAGUACGAUGCAAUCAGUGUGACAUUGGUUAAAUCAUUGGAAAGCUAUGAAACCGAUAAAGAGGAAAGACAAAUUGAUUCUGGAUACUAUUGUGUACUGACGGCUCAUGUCAAGGUGCUUGGUGAUCGUGGUAUUAGAUAAUGAUGACGAUGUUAUUGAUGAUGAUGACGAUAAUGAUGUUGAUGAUGAUGAUGUUAAUGACGACGAUGUUGUUGAUGAUAAUGAUGAUGGUGUUGAUGAUGUAGCUGCCGAUGACGAUGAUUAUGAUGAUGAUGGUGUUAGUGGUUGUAGCAUGACGACGAUGAUAAGUAUGACGAAGAUACUUGUGAUGAUGAUCACAUUGAUGAUGAUGAUGAUGAUGUUGAUGACGAUGACGAUGAUUGUUUAAUUAUUAUUAUUAUAUUAUAUAUUAUGUUAAUUUUAUUUAGUAAGAUUAAUAUUAGAUGAUUUUCAUAUUUUAUCAAUACGUUUUCAGGAACAUAGUCUUAUAUUUUAAAUAUAAAAGCAUAUAAACUGAAAUUAUUUCAUGGCUAACAUUAAACGACUAACAUGUGGUCAUAAUGAAAUGCAUGACAACAUAUCAAUUAUAUACCAUGAUAUAAACUUGAGAGAUAAUGUAUAAAAAGUUAAUAUAAACUUUGUAUAAACUGUUUCAUUCAGUAUCAACAGAAAGACGAUAUAUAUAAAUUAUAUACCAUGAUAUAAACUUGAGAGAUAAUGUAUAAAAAGUUAAUAUAAACUUUGUAUAAACUGUGUCAUUCAGUAUUAACAGAAAGACGAUAUAUAUAAAUGAUAUAUGCAGAUGUCUACUGUUUAAUGAUUAGCCCAAAUCGUUUUAGUUUCCUUAUGGUAUGGAUAUAUGAAUGGAUGUAUGAUAUGGUAUAUGUAUGGUGUGGAUGUAUGAUAUGGUAUAUGUAUGGUGUGGAUGUAUGAUAAUGGUAUAUAUAUGGUAUGGAUGUAUGAUAUGG
This is a messenger RNA of Gigantopelta aegis, 4221 nucleotides long. RefSeq names its product E3 ubiquitin-protein ligase TRIM71-like. The coding region runs from base 521 to 2419 and encodes 632 amino acids. Gene Ontology annotation, biological process: positive regulation of DNA-templated transcription. Gene Ontology annotation, molecular function: zinc ion binding; protein binding; ubiquitin-protein transferase activity. The transcript has 2 exons. The record is from RefSeq and is a predicted model, not a curated record. NCBI's taxonomy places the organism in Eukaryota, Metazoa, Mollusca, Gastropoda, Neomphalida, Peltospiridae. Gene Ontology annotation, cellular component: chromatin; nucleoplasm.